AUGUUGAAAUGCCAAAUCCUCAAAACAACGGAGUGGAUAUAUAAAGAGCACUCAAAUUUGAUUAUACAAACAAUGUCUUCGCACCACAUUUGUAACACGUUACCAACGACAACACACUUCCACGGAGUGAUGAGAAUCACAAAGAAGAACGCGCUCUUGAACAAAAUUGCGACAAAGCCGUCAAAGCUGAGACAAGACCUCCAAAUCAAUGAAGAGCAAAACGUUAUUCAACUUAAAAGGGUUUCUGUUAUCCACACAUCCGAUUCGAUCGCUAAGUACUUUAGUAAGUUUGGGAAGGUCGUUCAGGUGAAGCUUUCAAAGUCUUCAAGUAUCUCUCAAAUCGGCUUUGUCACUUUCGAGAAGAAAGAAAGCUUGGCCCAUGCACUGGCGGCGAAACCGCCACAUGGAGUUGUGUUCUAA
This is a messenger RNA of Entamoeba invadens IP1, 420 nucleotides long. RefSeq lists its product as hypothetical. Bases 1 to 420 code for a protein of 139 amino acids. The record is from RefSeq and is a predicted model, not a curated record. The transcript has a single exon. Lineage: Eukaryota; Evosea; Mastigamoebida; Endamoebidae. Gene Ontology annotation, molecular function: RNA binding.